AUGUUAAUUAUUCGUGGAUUAGUGCUCACAUUAUCUUUCCUUUUAUUUUCAGCCAUAGUUUUCUUUUGUCUACCAGCCAGGAAUGUUUUUCUAUGGCACCCAAUUCUUAUGUGUUCUGGAUUUCUCUUGGCUAUGCUCAAUGGUAUACACACAUUAAGUAGAGAUUCCUUCGCAUUUUUGACGAGCAAGUCCGAAAGGAUAAAAGCUCACUGGAUAUUUGAAUCUCUUGCAGCACUGCUUCUCUUCCUUGGUUUUAUUGCAAUCUAUGCUAAUAAAGUACUAAAUGGCAAACCACAUUUUACUACAUGGCAUGGUUUAUUAGGUCUUUUUACAGUUAUAUACUGCAUUUCCCAACUUCUGUUCGGUUUUGUUUUCCACUGGAACUAUAAUUUGUGGCGAAGUGUACUAACUUACAGUACUGCAAGAUUUCUUCAUGCUGUAUCUGGAACUGUAUUAUACUGUUCAGUAUCGCUUACUUUCAUACUGGGAUUCUAUACGAAUUGGUUCCAAUCAAAUAUUACUCUUCUUUUCGGUUCAAACAGCACUACAGUCCUGUAUUCAUGUUUAUUGAUAGUUUGUUUAGGAGCUUUUAGCGUUUUUCUUCAAAUUGUAGUAAAGUAUAACAAUUUUAUUCAACUGAAAUUAUCUACCUCGCGAACAUAA
Messenger RNA from Trichobilharzia regenti, 663 nucleotides. Lineage: Eukaryota; Metazoa; Platyhelminthes; Trematoda; Strigeidida; Schistosomatidae. The record is from the annotation of a GenBank genome assembly.